GCGGCAGAUACGGAAGUCGGCGCAGGCUUCUCGCUCGUAUGCAGCAAACCGAAACGGUCGGCUUUAAAAAGUAUCACAUCGCACACAGGGUGAAGUAAGUAGAGAGAAAAAGAAAAAGCUAAUCUUUACUGGAAAAAUCUCAAUGGAUGUGAAACAGGAGAGCAGUUAUGUGGACAGAAAUAUCAUGGAUAUUAAGGAGGAGGACUGUGAGUUGGAGUCCAUCUACCUUAAACAGGAAAGUCUGAGCAUCAAGGAGGAGAUCGGUGAACUGCAGGCAGUGGGCAUUAAAGAAGAUGAAGAAGAGAAGUCUGUCAGUAUUAAGACACACAACCAUACAUAUCUGAACAGUGUAGAAGAAGACAACUUUCAUGAUGGGUGUCAAGAUGGAUUGGUGACCAGGUUAGACUCUUCUCAAAGCAGACACUGUUCAUCUCCAGAGCCUUCUGUUAAUGUGAAGACUGAAUCAUUGCAGUCUAAACCAAAGAGGACUAAGAAAACUACAUCUGUUAGAGCUCAGGAAAAUUUGCCACCAUCUACGAAGAUGUCUGGAAAAAGAAACAAAGAUCAGUGCAGUUUGGAAUCUGGAAAAGAAUUCUCUGGCAAGAGUGCUCUUGAGAUCCACACUAGAGUUCACACGGGAGAGAAGUCAUAUUGCUGUACUGAAUGUGGUAAACAGUUUUCACGUAUAAGCAGUCUGAAUGACCACACUCGAGUUCACACCGGAGAGAAGCCAUAUUGCUGUAAUGAAUGUGGUAAAAAGUUUUCUCAUAUAAACAGUCUUCAGAGACACACUAGAGUUCACACUGGUGAGAAGCCAUAUUGCUGUAAUGAAUGUGGUAAACAGUUUUCACAAAUGUUCAGUCUGAAUAACCACACUAGAGUUCACACUGGAAAGAAGCCAUAUUGCUGUAAUGAAUGUGGUAAACAGUUUUCACGUAAAAGCAAUCUUCACAAACACAGUAGAGUUCACACUGGAGAGAAGCCUUAUUGCUGUACUGAAUGUGGUAAACAGUUUUCACAAAUGGGCCAUCUUCAGAUACACACUAAAGUUCACACGGGAGAGAAGCCAUAUUGCUGUAAUGAAUGUGGUAAACAGUUUUCACAAAUGGGCCAUCUUCAGAAACACACUAGAGUUCACACGGGUGAGAAGCCGUAUUGCUGUACUGAAUGUGGUAAACGGUUUUCAUGUAUAAACAGUCUGAAGAAUCACACUAGAGUUCACAUGGGAGAGAAGCCAUAUUGCUGUUCUGAAUGUGGUAAACCAUAUUAUCUUCAAAGCUAG
This is a messenger RNA of Polypterus senegalus (gray bichir), 1282 nucleotides long. RefSeq names its product zinc finger protein 239-like. Gene Ontology annotation, molecular function: DNA-binding transcription factor activity, RNA polymerase II-specific; RNA polymerase II cis-regulatory region sequence-specific DNA binding. Gene Ontology annotation, biological process: regulation of transcription by RNA polymerase II. The transcript has 3 exons. Lineage: Eukaryota; Metazoa; Chordata; Cladistia; Polypteriformes; Polypteridae. The record is from RefSeq and is a predicted model, not a curated record. Bases 143 to 1282 code for a protein of 379 amino acids. Gene Ontology annotation, cellular component: PcG protein complex; transcription regulator complex.